UGCAGACAAUGGUCCAAUGUUCGAAAGGUUGACGGUAAGGGACCACAUGGCCACGUGGGAUGCACCUGCGAGACCUGAUGUCGUGUUUCUUGAACUUGUGAAACUUUUGCAGAUUCUCGGCAUGUUCGAGAAAACGUGUCCUCAACACGGGAAAGAGGUGGAGGUGACGAUAGAGAAGAUAUCCUAUCCUUGUCACAUUUGCAAGUUGCAAUUCGCUUGCGGGAAAGGGUGCACUUGGCACUGGAAUUCCGCGAAGGUUGUCAAAGGUGGUGUGAGAGAUUCGAGGGUGGAGACACAGUUGUUCCACUCCACUGUGGCUACGGGGAUGACGCACACCCAACUGAACAACCUCUUGAUGGGCCUCAGAAUGAAGAAGGUCAGGAAAGAAACAUUCUACAAUUUUUUCCGUGAUGAAGGCAAAGGUUCGAGACAGUGGCUGCGACACGUGGAACGAGUUACACAAAGGAGCUUCAACAAGGUCAUCGCACGUUUGCGCAGAUCUAACGAUCCGGUUGUCAUAUUGGUCGAUGACCGUUACGACUCGUCCUGUGAUGCGCAACAUUGUACAGUGACGGCGCUGGACUUGAAGUCUGGGAUGAUCGUGGGUACGGAGACGAUGCUGAGGGGGGGCGAGUCGUCGUGGAGGCUGGAAACGCAGUGCGUGGAGAAGCUCCUUCAUCGAUUGAAGGACAAACAUAACCUCAUAAUCGUUGAGGUUGUGCAUAACGACUGUGGUGCGGUUGACGUCAUCCUGCGACGAAUGAACAUUGACUCGCAGAAGUGUAUGUGGCACAAAGCCAAGACUUUGGUGAAACGCUUGCGAGAGGCAGUGCGUGCCACGAAGACUGUCAAGUCAUCUGUGGUGGGCGCUUGCGAGCACGUUCGCGAGCCGUUGGAAGAUGACGUUGUCGAGAUCGACGCGUUGGAGGGCUUGCAUUGCAAUGCGGCGGAGGAGGUGAAGGAAUGGUUGUACGGUGCUUGCCGGAUGCGCGAACGGGAGCGGGAUGACAACGGCGAUGUGUUGGCCUCACAUGUGCAACACCUGGCCGAUCAUUGGGUUGGGGAUCACUCGAUGUGCGGCAAGGAGUUGUUGAACCUGUGCAAGGCGGCUGGCGGUUCAAAGAGAGAGCCAUUGUACGAGGCUGGGGGUCGGGUUCAUGCCACCGUUUCUCGAUGUUUGCAGCAGUUCGCUUCCAACACGAAGAUGACAUACUACACACGUGCGAGAAUGACGUUCAACAACGAAUGCUUCCACUCUAUGAUCAACAAGUACUGCACGAAACGAUUGAACUUCCCAAAGUCAUAUGAGGCGCGGGUUUGUGGCACGACACUGAAAUGGAACAAGAACAAACGAAUCAGGCCAUCGCACACUACAUUCCGCAAACCCACGAAUGUCACCCAUCGACGACGCUUCGCAAGAUGUCACGUUUACCCCGGCCACGACACAUCGUGGAGAUUCGACAUUGCAACUGAAGUUUUUGGGAGUCCUCGGGUCGGUGACUGGGCCCGUAACAUGUUGCAUCAAUUGGACGUCGACGACCCGGAUGUUGAGCAUGUUGAUGUUGAUGCUGAUUUCGGACUGCCAAUUGCUGGUGAGAGCGUAGCCCGGGGUGACGAUGGUCAAGGUGCCGACAUUUUGUUCGAGUCUACGAGCGAUUAUGACUCGGAUGAUGAGAAGUCACCAUCGGAUUCCGAAUGCGAAGGUGCCGCUCAGCGCCUCGACUUUGACGGCGCCGUGUUAUCGCAGGAGGUGUCUGUUGUGCGGGAGUGAUAGUGGCCGAUAGUCUAUUGUGUGAGAGUGAGAGCGGCAUUUGGUCGGGGAAUGACAUUGUAGUAAUGUGCAAUCUGCAGAGUCAUUAUACAUAAUUUAUUUCAGGAGUUGCAUUUUCCGAUUUCCAUUUUGUUGAAAGCGACAUUCCGUAUUUCCGAAGUUGCUUUUGGUUCUGGAAUAACAUUGUCGUAAUGUGCAAUUUGCAG
Molecule: messenger RNA, 1977 nt
Organism: Chara braunii
Lineage: Eukaryota; Viridiplantae; Streptophyta; Charophyceae; Charales; Characeae
Source: the annotation of a GenBank genome assembly